CCCGUCCUUGAGGUCAAUAAAACGUAAUCAGUAGGUAAUCACAAUAAUAUUAUUGUAAUUUACACUUAAUAGUUAAUGUGCAAAUACCAACAUCCAGUCUUCAGUUGUAACUCGAAGAAUUUGACGCGAAAAAAUGUGUUGUAAUGAAUAUUUUGUAUUGUUAUUAUUUUUUGGAUUUUUGAUAUAUUGUAAUUAUUAUUAUUGUGAUGUUAAUAGCACUUAAAAACGUGGAAAACCAUGGAUUAAGCUGUAGUAUCCCCUAAACUUAAUGCUGUUGUUGUUAUAUUUUAUCUGUGAUUGGUACGUAUAUAUCAUAGUAUGAAUAUUAAAUAUUAUCAUCAGAUUAAUUAUUUGCAUAGUGGUAGAAUUUAAGCUUGCCAGAUAUUAAUUAUUUCUUUUUUUAUUAAUUUAAUUUAUAAGCAAAGGUAAACUAGUAAUUGCUGCAUAGGUAUUAUACAGCAUAACUUCCAUAUAAUGGUCACUGAAAUGGCUGCUAUUUAAAGAUGACUGUACUUUAGAGGUGUCCUAUAAAGGCAUAACACUUGAAGGAACCGAAAAAAAAUUACCUCUACAUAGAGAUGACCGUCUUAUAAAAAUGUUUGUUAACCGAAAUUGUAUUGUACUAUGAAUUAAUAAAAUAAUAUUUUUUUAAUUUCUGUUAUCACUUUUUAAGCCCUUUUCGAUUUCAGGCAAUACACUUAAACAUAUUGAUACAAUAACGUAAAUAAUCAAUUUUCUUUGCAAACAUGAAUACAAACGUUAAGUGAAAUUAAAAAAAAAAAUCAUUACUUGAUUUCAUGGUAAUAUAUUAUGCCAUAUAAUAAAAUAGUUAUAAUUUGAAAUAACUAAUUUUUUGUUAUUUUUUAAUAAAAAUAUUUUGUUUUAUUUAUUUAUUAAUCAACAGGUAAACAUUCUUUAAGAAAAAAUGAAAUCAAAUAAAAUAAGAUAAUAAUAUUAAUUAUAACAUAAAAUUAGACUAUGGUAUACUUAAUAUGAUAUUUUAAAAAAAAUACAAAUAUGACUAUAAUUAUAAUUUAUAAUAAUAAUUAUUUGAAAUGUAACUAAUGAAAAUAAAUAAAAAAAUUGUGGGUUUGAUUAAGAGUAUAUAUAAUUAUAGAAAUAUUUUUGAAUUUCUCAUUUAUAAAUUGUUUGAUGAAAGAUAUAAAACAUUGUUUUCUAUAAGUAAUUUGUUUACUUCUUUAGACAUUUGGUUUAUAAUGGAUUCUUGUAUUCUGUUAGUUUUUGAACGAGGGGCAUGUAGGUAGACAUUUUUGAAAUCCUGUGGGUCUUGUAUGUUUAUGAAAUUUAAACUUUUCAAUAAUGAUAGGGGCUUUAAUCAAACCGUUUAAAACUUUGUAAAAGAAUAGAAGAUUUCCAAUGGUUUUUUUGAUUUUUUAGAUAAAUAUAUCUAAGAUAUCUGGGCGUUUAUUUAUAGACGUUGGCCAGUAAGUUGGGUCGGGGGGAGCUAAUAUGGAAUAAUUUUUUCGGUUAACUAUUUGGAUUAAAGUACGUUCUUUUGGGUUGGACGUGUGGCAGCCCCAGGAUUGGUUUUUGGCAUUUAGGUCAUCACCGACUAUAAAUUAGCGACCUAAGUCAUUAAAGAAGUUUUCAUACUGUAAUGGCGUAAUUUUGUGUUAAAUAAAUGUGUUUGGGUGGACAAUAUGUUGCAGCAAAAGUAAUUGGAAUGUGAUUUAAUUUUAUUGACAAAAUGGCAGCUUGUAAAUAGUUUUCCUGUACACAUGGACAGGAGGAAAAUAGUAGUGAGGAUUUAAUGAGAAUCGCGGCACCAGCAUGUGCAGUGUUAUCCGGGUGGCAUGAAUUAAUUGUGUUGUAGCCUGGAAUUGAAAAUUUGGUGUUAGUUGUGAAAUGUGUUUCCGAGAUAAGUGCUAAAUCUAUUCUUUUUUCGUUUAGGGUCAUGAUAAGUUCGUUUCUGUGAUUUUUUAAGCCGUUAACGUUCCACAUGAGAAUAACCAAUGACUGAGAAGUGAAUCAAUUAUUUGAGUUACUUAACAUUUUGUGCAAGAUUAGAAGAUAUAACAGUACAACAGUAUUCUGAUGAUUAAGGUUUGUAUAAUAUAUAUUUAAUAUUACAGUUCUCGAAUUGGGGGGUGCGCAGGGGGACGAUGGUCUUCUGUUAAUUUUGUUUCUUUGCGCACUCCUACCAUUUUAUCAUUCUGGAACAGGAAAACGUUUGAUUAAUAAUAUUGUCACAACAUAUUUUUAAAGUUAUUUAAAGCUUAUGGUUUCAUACAAUUUUUUGUUAAUUUUUUGCAUUAAUUCGAAUCAUUUUAUUGUAAUAGUAAUAGUAGUUUAUAGUUAUCGUGAUAGUAAGCCUCUAAUCGCAUAAAUUUAUAAUGAUAACAGCUUAUAACAGUUAUAAAGUUUAUAACAUUGAACUAUAAGAUAACUGGAACGUUUACCACACAGUGUUGUCAGUGCGAUCAUGUUAAAAAGAGAUGGCGAAAACUUUAGGUGUGUCUAUCUCUGUUUAACAUACCGCACCAAUAUAUAAAUUUAUUUUAUAUUGCUAUGUGUUUUGUAAUAACUUAUUGUAUUUUCUACUUAGGCUUGAAUCAUAAUUAUUGAACUAUGAAAUAUUUAUUUAUAAUAUAAAUAUAUAUAUUAUAUUAUUCUACUAUAAUAUUAUAAAUGUGAAAAUUAGUGAGAAUGUAUGGAUAUUUAUUGCUCUUUCACACAAAAACUACUGGACCGAUUGAGUUGUAACUACAGUAUUAUUGUUUAUACAUCUGAAUAACAUAUAGGCUAUUUUGUAUAACAAAAUUCAACUAAAUUAUUGCUGAUACAGGGAUUUUGGUAUUUAAUGGUAUAUCUUUUGUUGAUUUGGUUAUCUUGGGAACAAAGUAAAUAUUAUCUAGGAUCCAGGAUUUUCUCACUUUAUCUGAACACUUUCCUAUUUCAACACCCCAAAACCAUAAUGUAAGAAAAAAAAAUAUUUAAUUAUUUACUUAGUUAUUUAUUUUAAAAAUGUAAUAUACAGAAAUAGAGAGAAACACAAUGGUCUGAAAUAUCUAAUUUAUUUUAUUUUAUUUUAUUUAUAUUUAUCUUACUCAUUUUAUAAAUCUUGUAUUAUCUUCUCCAAUUCUUGACCAGUUAGUUUUGUCUGGACACCAACUUCAGUAAACAUAGUUUUUUACCAUCUGUAGCAUGUACAUUCAAUUUUUACUACUUUGAACACAUUCUAAUACAUCCUAUACAAACAUUUAUUAGUAUAAUAUAUACUAUGAAAAGAUAUUUUAGUAAAUAUACUAAUAAGAAUUAUAAAUAAUAUUACUUAUAAAUUUAAAAAAUAUGUUCUAUUUAGUAUUAAAAUUAUAUAAAAUAGUACAGUUUUUUUUUAAUUUGGAAUAUCCUAUUUAAAUAUUAUUUUGUGUUUAUUACGUAAAGGUCUAAAUCAUCCCCAGAAUCAUUAUUUAAUAAUGAUUGUAUACUAAUUUAUUAAAUUAUUAUUAAAUAGGUGUAUAGUGAAAAUGUAAUAUAUGAUAUUUAUGAAAAAAAAAAAAUUAAUGUUUAAAGAGAUUUUAUAAUAUUAAUGCAAUUUGUUUUAUAUUAUUUAUAUUAUUUACUAAUUAUUAUUAUUUAUUUAUUAUUUUUUAUUAUUGAAUAAUAAAUUAUUAUUAUAUUAAAAAUCAUUAGCAUAUUAGAUAAAUUAAAUACAAUUCUUACUUGAAUUUCAAUAGAUUGUUGCAGAAUUCACCUUUCUUUCACUUUAGACAUUGGAUGAUCUGGAAAUGUGAAAAUAGUUGACACAUCACAUUUUUUAAAACUAAUUUCUCAGUUACAACUGUUUUAUCAUAUUUAUUUUUAGUAAAAUGUAAACUGUAUAAAAAGGAAUUACUACUUGGUUUGAAAUUUGUUUGUCUAACAGCAUGUAUCCAUUUUUUUAGUCUUUCAUUAUCAUUUCCUGAAAAAUACAAAGUAAAAUUAUUUUUAUAAGUACCUACCUAGAACGUAAAUAAAUAGUACAAUUAACACAACUACGAAAUAAAAAAUUUGAUACUAACUUAUGAAGUAUUAAUUUCUUUUUUACAUAACUUACACUAGUGAAAUUAAAGACACUGCAAAAAUUAACCAUUGUUUGACUGUACCAAAAGAAUUAAUUAGUGAAAGAAAUUAAUUUAAAUUUUAAAAGAACUGAAAUUGACUGUCGGUAAGCAUUAAAAAAUGAAUACGAUAUGGUGUAAUAUGUAUAAAGACAUAGGUCAGAGAUAGAAAUACCUAAAGUGUUCACUAUCUCUUUCUAACACGCCCUCUCGGUUUUAUUUACAUUAGUCAUAUGGGCGAUGAGCGUUCUAGUUAUCUUAUAGUUCAAUAGUUUAUAGUGGUUAGGUAUUAUUAUAGAUAUAUAAAAGAUAUCUAUUGAUAUAAUAGUUACUGUUCUAUAUAUCUAUAGUGUAUAGUAAAUAUGUAUAUAUAUGUAAAUAUAAAUGAAGCUAUUUUUUUUAGUUUAGCAGAGUUCCUCUACUUUAAUUUUCCCAAUUUGAACACUGAUAAUAUAGAAUACAGUAAUCUAAAUAAUAUUGGUGUAUUCUAGAUGAGAAUGUAUAAAUGAGCUGUAUAAUAUUUUUAUUGUUUUAUACUUUAAGUCUUUAAUAAUUAUAAUUGAUAAAAUAUUAAAAUUAUAUUUAAAAGUAAUGUAUUGUUCAUUAACAUUUGGAUUUCAAAAUUCCUAAAUCUCAAGAUGUAUUUUUAUUUUAUAUAACUACUACUAGUUGUAAAUAAAAGAAAAAAAACCAUGUGUUUACUAAUAUUGUUUCAGUUUAAAAAUGCUGUCAGUAAUAGAUCCUCGCUUUGAAUGUUCCAUUUGUCUUAAUUGUCUGAAAGACCCCAUGUUGACAAGAUGUGGACAUCGAUUUUGUUCCGAAUGUAUACAUGCAUGGCUUAAGUAAACAAAAAUAACAAUUUAUCAUUUAAUUUAUUACUUAUGCAAAUUUAAAUAAUAUAGGUGAUAUUUAUAUGUUUAUUUAAUACUUUCUUACUAUGUUAGGCGUCAAAGUCAAAGUUGUCCUAUUGAUUCUUUACCUUUGUCCACUGAAAAUUUAUUUCCUGAUAAUUACACAAAACGGGAAAUAGAUGAGCAAAAGGUAACUUGUUUAAACAAAGGCUGUGUAGCAGUUAUACCAUUAUUAGAAGCUGAUCAACAUUAUGCUUCAUGUGAAUUCAAUAAAAACCAAGUAAGCAACUUCUAUAAAUUAUUGUUAAAAUAUGUUUAUUGUAGUCUUCAUAUUAUUUGAAGUUUAAUUUUAUAAUACUUUGUGAUUUAGUUUUAUGCUUACGACUAACUAAGAUUAAAAAAACGGGUCAGGAAUUUUUAUAAAGGAUGAUGUUUAUUUAAAGUGAAAAUAUAAAAAGAGAUGGAAGGAGUAUUUUGAGAAAUUACUGAUUAAACAGUAUUUAAGAGAGGUCUAGUAGGUUUAGUUAGAGGACUGUGGUAAGUCCUGAUAGUGUCAAAGUGAAUAAUAUUAAGACUAGACAUGGGCUAGUAAAAAAAAAUUUUUUCCAGUGAGGUGUGAGUAGAAAGAAAAAUGUCGGACGAGGUACCAUGAUGCAUAUUUGCAGAUGAUAUAGUUUUGAUUGGAGACAAUUUGUUGGAAGUUAAAAUUAAGCUUGAAGAUUGGGGAGUAUCACUUGAAGGGAAGAUACUAAGGAUAAGUAGAAGUAAAACAGAGUAUACAGAGUAUGAGGUUAGAGGAACAGGACAAGCAGACUAUAACAAUAAGCAGUUAUGCAAUAGGCGAGGUUGAGUUUUAAAUGUUUAGGAUCUUGUGUACAAAAUAAUGGUGGCUAUGAUGAGGAAAAGAAACAAAGGAUUAAGUAUGGUUGGAUAAAUUGGAGAGAAGCAUCAAGAAGUUAAACAUGUUAAGUACCUGUUGUACAAAAGAACAAGAGAUUUCCCAUAAGACAAUGUUCUACAGAAGUGUGGCGAGAUUGACUAUAUUGUGUAUGGUUUGGAGUGUUGAGUGGUUGAAAGAACAGAAAAUAAGUGUAGCAGAGAUAAGAAUGCUUAGGUCGGUGAAUGGCACUUGUUUGAAAAACCUGGUCUGGUCAAAUAUUAAUAUAUUGUACACAAAAUAAAAUACUACCUGAUAUGGUUUUGAAUAACAAAUCAUGGUUUAUUUGAGAUUAUUUUCCUCCAUUUGCUUCAUCUAGAGCCAAAGAUAUAAGGAGCUAUAGUAUUUAAUGUUCAAAUAUUACAAAUUUAAAAUAUAUAGGUAUAGAUUAUGCUUUCGGUCAGUUGUUAUUUAUCCUUAUUAUUUUUAAACAAUUGUCCUCCACGCUGCUUAGGUAUAUAAGUGGAGUGAUGAGAGAAGAUAAGAUAAGGAAUGAGUACAUUAGUGAUAGCUAGAUGUGGUAGUAGUCAAAAUGAGAGAAAAUAGACUCAAGAUUGUUUGAGAAUGGCAUAGAGGAUAGAGGAAUUUGGAGCAGUAAGUAUUAUAAUGAUAAUAAACAGACCAAGAACGAGGUGGUUGGAUAUGAUUGACUGUGAUAUGUGGAUGGUGAGUGAAUGGGAAGAUAAUAUGGUGACCAAAUAAGAGGAAGUUUUGGACGUGGAUGGCCAACCAACUCUAAAUAGUUGAGAUGAAGGAGAAAGAGAAGAAAACGAUGUAUUAUUUUUAUACAACAAUAUAAAAAUAUUUGAUUUCUUAUUUUUGUGGUAUUAUUUUAAAAGUAAUUAUACCUUUAUAUAUUUUAUAGCCAAAACAUCAGGUAAAUCUAUAAGUAUAAAAUAUAAAAAUAAAAUAAUAGAAAAGAUGAAUUUCAUUAAACCAUACUAACAUACAUACAUACAUACAUACUGUAUAAACAACGCUUAAACUCUAUUAAAAUAAUUGUUAUUAUAGAUAAAUUUGCAUGCUGAAAAUGUCUGUCCAUUUCAUUUAAUUGGAUGUAAAGAUAUAGUAAAAACUAAAAGUGAACUAAUGAACCAUCUUGUUAUGAAUAUACAUAGACAUGUUACUGUAAGUAAAUAUAUUUAAUAUUUAUUCUUCGAUAAAAUAUUUUAAACUGUAUUUAUAUUUCCAGUUACUUUCAAAAUCUCAUAUUGAUCUUUUAAACAAUUUACAAAGUAAAGAUAGUGCCCAUUCUAAAGCCGUAGAAGCUACACAAUGUUGGGAUGCUAACAAAGAUCCCAACUCAGAAAAGGCAUUACUAUGGUUAGUCUUUUUGUACAAAAUAUAAUGUUUAUUUAUAUAUAUAAAAACAAAGAAUGUUGUUAAAGUGAAGUAACGUGUCUUAGCAUAAAAUAGGAUUGUUUAUUAGUUUUGGUUUUAUAGUCUGUAUAGUUUUUCUUUUGAAAUGUUUUCUUCUUGUAUAACUAAACAAUUUCAAUAAAUUUUCAUUUUAAAGAACAAAACUUUAGAAGUUACAUUAAACUCCAAAUUUUUCACACACUCAAUACAGUUUCUUUAAAUAUGAACUUUAAAAUCUGAGUUCAAUGUAACCUACAAAAGUUUUUCUCUUUCAAAAAAAAAGAAAAAUCAGAAUCUAAUUGUUCUGUGAGGCAUGAAAAUGUCCCCCCACCCCAAUUGUGUUUUUGCCCAUAAUAUACUAUGGCUUUGAUAGCUGGGAAAUAUAAAAUAUCACAUUUAAGUAGAUAUUCUGAAAAGAGCUUUGUUAACUGUCAUAUGUUAAAAGAAUAUUUUAUCUGCAUAUGUAUUCUGUCUUAAAACCUAUGAUGUAUCAAAUUUGUGUUCAGCAGAGACAACAUUAUUCUGUUAGUUUUUAUAUUAUAGUGAUUGUCUAUUUUAAUGUAAAGAUAUGAACAUUAUCUUUGCAAUGUUUGUCUUAUUAUUUUAAUAUUUAAAUAUAGAAUAUAAUAUUACAAUUUAAUGAUACUUAAAUAUUAAAAUACCAAGAAAUAAAAUAAAACACCAACACUGCAUUUUACAUGCAAGUAUCACGUCCUCUUAAGGUUAAUAAAACAAGACAAUAAUCAACAAUACCCUGUAUUAAUAUUUUGUAUUAUAUUAUAAUUAAAUAAAUUCUUAAUUUAAUUAUAGCAAUUUGUAUGAAAGAAUAGUCGUAUUAGAACAAAGCAACAUUGAGAAAGAUAAAGAUAUUGAACGGCUCAAUCAAAUGGUCAACAAUUUAACCCUAGAAUUUUCACGGAAUCAAAAUGAAAUAUUCUUGGUUACGUGCAAUGGCGUCUAUGUUUGGAGAUUUACCAAAUUUAUGGAGACAUUAAAAUUAAUGAGAGAAAAGCCAUCACAAACUCAACGAUACUCUGAAGGAUUUUAUACAUCUUCAACUGGAUACAAGUAAUUAAUAGAGUAAAUAACUAUAGUACAACUAACAAAUUUUAUCUUUGAACAAUUCAAUCAUGUGUUAGAAGGGUUAUUCUUAGAAAAGUCAGUAGAGUUUGAAUAACUCAAGGUCUAAACAGAAUAUAAAUAAAUUUGUCGAAUGUGUAUUUAUAAAUUUAUUUAUUUUUCAGUAUGUAUACAAUGUUUCUAUCUAAUUUAACCAGAUCAUCAAAUGUAGCGUCUUUUUGAAAAUCAAAUUUUCUUAAUACACUGAGUAGAUCAUUUUCCUUGUAGUUUUCAUAAUACAUUAGGAAAACAUUAAAAUUUAUACAAUACCAGUUUCCAUUAUUUUCUAUUUUGUUAGUGGUUGUAAAUUAGUUAAAAAUAAUCAAAGAGACCUGACAUUUUCACAAAAUAUUAUUUUAAUUCUUUCUAGACAUGGUAAAAUUAUCAAAACAAUCUGAUGAUUUUUGAGCUACUUACAGUUAUUUUAUAUUUUUAAUUUUAUAUGGAUAAAAUUAUUCUGGCCUGGCAUAAGUGCUCAAAAUUUUACUUUUUGGUCGAUAAAAAAUAACAAGUUAAGUGCAAUAUAAUAUUUAGAUUCUGAGAGUAGCGAAGAAUGUAUUGGGUUAACAAAAAUAUGUUUAUUUUAUUUUUAUUUUGUUAUACUGUGUACAAAAAUUGUAACAGAAAUCUUACUCUGAAGUAUAGCACCUUUUCUGAAAGGGAAUUUUCUUGAGAUAGUAUUUAAUGGAGAUCAUGUUUGAUUUUCCCAAUAAAUGAGAACACUUGGAAAAAAACAUAAGAAAAACUUAUCUCAGAAUUAUUUUUACAUUAACAAUGAUUUAUUGCACAUAUAAAUUAAAUUACUCCCUAACUAAAUAUAUCCUCCCUUCGCAAAUUUAAACGUAAACAUUUAUGUGUUUUAAUUUAAAUGUUUAUGUUUAAGAACUGUAUGUCUUCUUUGUAUCAAGUCUUCUACUUUAUAAAUAGUUUUAAAUAUAAUAGUUUUAAUAUUUUGUUAUCUCUAUGGCGUUUUCAAUUUUUUUCUUUCCAAGGAUAGACAACAGAUCAUUGGCACCCAAUGUUCCGAUUAAAUACUAUAUUUUUUUUUUACCAUAAAUUAUGACUUAGAAUGAACCUCCUGUUAAAUUUUCUAGCAUUUCUGUUUGGUCUAAAAAUUAUAUCCAGAGAGUACCUACCGAAUAAAAAUUAAGUUUAAAAAAACCUGUUAAAUUAAAAUAUUUAUAAAUAGCUCAAAAAUGGCUACAAUGUUUUGAAGAUUUUAUCACGUUUAUAAAAAAACAAAUAUAAGUUUUUUUGUCCAAACUUUAAAUCUCUACAAAUAUUUUUAACUGAAUUAAAAUAAAACAAAUAAUUGAAAACAUUUUUAUUACGAAAACAGUUGGGAAAAUCAAAAAAUAACCCCCCUAAGGGGAAACCCCAAUCUGAAAAAAAAACAUUGUAAAACCAAUACUUUCCUCCACUCAGAAUCUAAAACAGUUUAAAAUGAAAUAAAUGUAUACAUUUCUAAUAUUUUUAAAAGUUUAAAUAUUUUUUAUUUUCAAACUUAUGGCUUUCCGAAGAAAUAAACAUUCUAUCACAUGGCACUGUAGAUAAAUUACUUUUCUAAAAAAUAUUAUUUUUCAAACACCACAUUUGCACAUAACACGGCAUGCCUUUUUCCAUAUAUACCACAUCUUUAAUUCAGAAUUAUUAAUUAUCACAUAUUUUUUAUUUUAGAGUCUGUGGUCGGAUAAAUAUGUCAUCAGAUAAUCGUAAUCUCUCUCUAUUCAUUCAUAUGAUGCGUGGUGAUUAUGAUGAUACUUUAGUUUGGCCAUUUUCUGGUCGUAUUACUUUGUCUUUAAUCCAUCCAAAAAAUCAAGAACAAACUAUUUGUUUAAAAAUGCAAUCAUCUGAUGAAUCUGUAGCAUUUAGGAGAUGUUCUUUUGGAAAUAAUGGCAAUGACACUCCUCAUUUAAAUCCAAGAGCUUUUGGUUAUACUGAAUUUGUUGCUAUUGAUGAAGUGCUUGAUAAAGGAUUUAUUGAAAAUGACACAAUUGUUAUUAAAAUAAUUGUUGAAUGUAUUUAAUUUUUGAGAUCUUAAAUAUUAAUCAUAUUUUACCAAAUGCAUUAAAACUUUAUAUGUAAUUAAAUCCGUCCAUAAAAAUGUAUUUUUUAAUCUGUUAGAUAUAAUAAUAAUAAUAAUAAUAAAA
Messenger RNA from Cinara cedri, 10477 nucleotides. The record is from the annotation of a GenBank genome assembly. NCBI's taxonomy places the organism in Eukaryota, Metazoa, Arthropoda, Insecta, Hemiptera, Aphididae.